Molecule: messenger RNA, 329 nt
Organism: Clunio marinus
Lineage: Eukaryota; Metazoa; Arthropoda; Insecta; Diptera; Chironomidae
Source: the annotation of a GenBank genome assembly
AUUUUGUGAUUCUCCAAGUUGGUUCAGAACGAUUACGAAAUCUUUUCAAUUUUUCUAUUGUGUCAGAUUUGCAAACAGCAAGAUGUAAGAAAUCACCUCCAAUUUCAAGUUUUGCCUUCUUAAGGUAACCAAUCAUUCCAACACAUGGCCCAGCCCAUUCAGAGUACACAUCGAGAACUAACGAAUAAAAAUCAUUGCAAGUUUAGAAAUUAUUAUAAAGUUGAUUGCAAACCUAUGAUGCCAUCUCUCUCAAGAAACUUAUCAAGAUCAUCGUCAUUGCAAAUUUCUGUUUGCAGCUGUUGAACUCCACCUUUCUUAGUCAUUUGUUA